GUCUCCGGGACCGGGUCGGGCGGUGACGGUCUCUGUGCCCCUCCGGGGGCGGCUGCGGCCCCCCCCCCCUUGCUGGCCGCCGAGCGCAGAGCCCGGUCCCGGGGGCGCUGGAUGUGUCGGUCCGUGGCCGUCCCGGGGGAGCCGUGGCCGUGCCGUGCCGCCAGCUAUGAUUCCCCGCUGACAGGUACAGCCUCGGCCGGCCUCCCGCUCUCCUCCCCCCCUUAACUCCCGUUUCAGCCCCGUUUCCCCGAGCUCUGCCCUCGCCCGGUCCCCGGGCAGCGCUGUAUCCCCUGGGGAGAGGUGGAGCAGCCCCGCACUCGGGCCAGCGGGGCAGGUGUGAUGGGACUCCCGAUCGGUCCCCCCCGAGGUCACUGGUCCCUCCCUCUUCCCGUGCCGGCGCUUCCGCCUGUGCCUGAGCUGCCGCGGGCACGCUGAGGAGGCGGUGGGACGCAGCGAUGCUGCCCAGGCUGAGUGGCAUCGACUGCAGCCGAGGAUGGUUCCGCCGCUACCUGUGGAGAGGCCCAAGUAGGAGCCGGGCCAUGGGGGCCACGCCGGGGCCGGCACCUCCCCGCUGCCCUCCGUAGCCUGACAGCAGCCGGCGGCCACUCUCAGGGCCACCAUGGAGCGGCCCCCGCGUGUGCCCAGGCCCCGCUGGCUCCUGGGCUGCUUCGGGCGGAAGCCACAGGCCGUGCGGGGGGAGACGCUGCCGGAGCCGGAGCCAGAGCCGGAGGAAGCUGAGGAGACGCGCGUGGUGCUGCCCCCGGGCGAGGGCCGGGUGCUGGAGGAGUGUCCUCUGUGCCUGCUGCCCCAGCCCCCCGAGGCCUUUCCCACGCUGGCCUGCUGCGCCCACCGCUCGUGCCGGGCCUGCCUGGAGCAGUACCUGCGCCUGGCCGUCAGCGAGAGCCGCGUGCUGGUGUCGUGCCCGCACUGCCCCGCCGCGCUCCCCACCGCCGACGUGCGCCGGCUGCUGCCCGAGCCCGCCCUCCGCGACAAGUACGAGGAGUUCCUGCUGCGGCGGCUGCUGGUGGCCGACCCCGGCACCCGGUGGUGCCCCGCGCCCGACUGCAGCUACGCUGUCCUCGCCCACGGCUGUGCCGAGUGUCCCCGCCUCACCUGUGGGCGCGAAGGCUGUGGCACCGAGUUCUGCUACCACUGCCGGCAGCCCUGGCACCCUGAUGGCCCCUGUGUGCCAGCACCACUGGCCACCCCCACAGCACAGCUGGCACAACCUGAGGACUCAGCCCACGCUGAGGCUGAGGACAUCAAGCUCUGUCCGCGCUGCAGCGCCUUCAUCAUGAAGAUCAACGACGGGAGCUGCAACCGCAUGAACUGCACGGUCUGCGGGUGCCUCUUCUGCUGGCUCUGCCUGCGGGAGAUCUCCGACGUGCACUUCCUGAGCCCCUCUGGCUGUACUUUCUGGGGGAAGAGGCGGUGGUCGCGGACCCGGAGGAUCCUGUGGCAGCUGGGCAUGGUGCUGGGUGCACCCAUGGUCAUCUCCCUCGUCGCGGGCGUUGCUGUCCCUGUCAUUACCAUUGGGAUCCCCAUCUACAUGGGUAGGAAGGUGCUGGGCCAGAGCCGGCGGAGCAGCCUGUCAGGGUGCCAGCAGUGCCUCUCUGUCACCAGCAGCGUCCUUCUCUCUCUCUUUGUGUCCCCCAUCAUAACAGCCAUCACCGUGGGUGUUGGUGUGCCCCUGAUGCUCACCUACGUAUACGGGACCGUGGUGCUCUCGCUGUGCCGGAGCCGCUGGGGCUGUGGGGGUGGCCGCACACCUGGAGACAUUGGUGUGGUAGAGCUGGAGAACCUGGCCAAGCUGAAUGAGCUGUGGUCGGUGCUGCCCAGCCCCAGGCCAGGUGAGGACGGAGCCCCAGACCCCACAGCCUCCCUCCCCAGCAGCAGCCACAGCCAGCGCCCCAGGCUGGCAUGGGACAGCCAGUCGGCCAGCACGGUGGCACUGGCGGGGAGCAUGCUGAGCGAGGGCCAGGACGCCUCCGACAGGGAAGGCGUCACCAUCGAGGUGGAGGUGUCGGUUGAAGCGGUGCCGCGUCCUGCCCGGCAGCAGAGCCUGAGCAGCGCCCUGUCUGGGCAGAGUCUCUCUGGGGACUCCCUGGGAGCCACCAGUGACAGGGGUAGUUCUGUGGGUGUCCCUGUGGAGUGAGAGGGCUGGGGAAGAGCCUCGAUCCACACACAAGCCCGAUGCCCUCCUGUGGCAGAGCCAGUCCUCCUCUGUGGGCACUCCCAGCCCCAAGAGCUGGGUCCUGGGUGGAUGUGGACCACAUCCUGCACUUCUGCGCCAGCCCCAACCACCCCAUCCCCAGAGGCACCACUGGGAAAUAAAGCUGCUUUCCAAGAGUC
Messenger RNA from Chiroxiphia lanceolata (lance-tailed manakin), 2352 nucleotides. RefSeq names its product E3 ubiquitin-protein ligase RNF19B-like. Bases 620 to 2155 code for a protein of 511 amino acids. Gene Ontology annotation, cellular component: cytoplasm; ubiquitin ligase complex. The record is from RefSeq and is a predicted model, not a curated record. Gene Ontology annotation, biological process: protein polyubiquitination; ubiquitin-dependent protein catabolic process; positive regulation of proteasomal ubiquitin-dependent protein catabolic process. The transcript has 10 exons. Gene Ontology annotation, molecular function: ubiquitin protein ligase activity; zinc ion binding; ubiquitin conjugating enzyme binding. NCBI's taxonomy places the organism in Eukaryota, Metazoa, Chordata, Aves, Passeriformes, Pipridae.